This is a messenger RNA of Papaver somniferum (opium poppy), 621 nucleotides long. RefSeq lists its product as uncharacterized. Lineage: Eukaryota; Viridiplantae; Streptophyta; Magnoliopsida; Ranunculales; Papaveraceae. The record is from RefSeq and is a predicted model, not a curated record. The transcript has a single exon. The coding region runs from base 1 to 621 and encodes 206 amino acids.
AUGGGUAUCAACUGGUUAUGGAAGAUUUUUGAUUCUGCUAAAAUAUCGGUUUUAGUUAAUGGGGGGCCUUGUGGUUUUUUUGGGGUGGGUAGAGGGCUAAGACAGGGUGUACCUCUAUCCCCUAUUCUUUUUGUCUUGGCAGAAGAAAUUUUAAGCAGAAAUAUCAAUGAAUUGGUGCAAAUGGGGAAAAUGCAAGCAAUGGUGAACAGGGGAGGUUUCCAACCAACACAUUUAAUAUUUGCAGAUGAUAUAUUCAUAUUCUGCAAUGGACAGAAGAAAAGUCUUGAGAACUUGAUGGAUCUUUUAAUGGAGUAUCAAAAAUCAUCUGGGCAAGAAAUGAAUAAAGCUAAGAGCAAGUUUUUUGUAGGAGGAGUAUCUUACAUCAGAAGAAAUGUUAUUGCACAAGCUUUACAAAUGCAGCUGUCUACAUUUCCAGAAAAAUAUCUGGGAGUUAUACUUAAUCCAGGGAGAGUUAAAUCACAUCAAGUAUGGGGUAUGGUGGAAAUGAUGCAGAAGAUGCUUGCAGGAUGGAUGGGAAAACUUUUGGCAUUCUCUGCUAGACUGACUCUUGUGAAAUUUGUCCUAUGUAGCAUUCCUACAUACAACAUUGUUUUGGGGUAA